AUGUGCCUCAUCACCCACUACCGCGACUUCCACUGUGGCCACCGCUGGGCCACCGUCACCCAGCCCUGCUACCCCGGCAUGGGCUUCGACGCCUGCCCGAAGUUUACCGACGGCAAGGCGCGGCCGCUCCCCCCGAGGUUGGUUGCGCAGGGGGAGCCGUGUCCCAAGUGUGACCUGGGGAAUGUCUACGACCGGAAUGUGGUCCGGGUGGUUACGAAGGUGCGGUAUGGGUUUCGCUGGGGGCUGGGGCCGGACGCGGCGGAUCCGGGGUGUGAUGUUGCUUGUUGUGUUAUGUGA
Molecule: messenger RNA, 297 nt
Organism: Chaetomium fimeti
Lineage: Eukaryota; Fungi; Ascomycota; Sordariomycetes; Sordariales; Chaetomiaceae
Exons: 2
Coding region: 1-297 (98 amino acids)
Source: RefSeq, a predicted model, not a curated record